AUGGAUAUGAACUACAACAGCUAUCUGGAUCCCCUGGGCCGGCGCUAUGCGGCAGCACCGGCCCUCACCAUGCCGCCCACUUAUGGACCUACGCAGCCAGUUGUGCAUCCCCCGAUCCCUCAGUACCAAGUACACCCGGCCUACCAACCCACCUACUGGACUGCGGCACCCUACUAUGCAUACCAACGUGGAAUGUAUUUGCCUCAAGGAGCAAUUCUCACAAAGCCAACGGAGCCCAAGCCGAGGUUAGCGAAGGACGAAGUUGAGCUGCUCGAGAGCGAGUUCGCAAAGAAUCCCAAGCCCAGCAGCAGUGUGAAGCGGGAACUGGCCGAGCAGAUGGGCGUUGAGGUCCCCAGGAUAAAUAACUGGUUCCAGAAUCGCCGGGCCAAGGAGAAGCAAUUACGGAAGACUGCUGAGUUUGAGGCACAGCAAGCGCGAGAGAGGGAAAAGGCUGCUGCUGAAGCGGCUGCCAAAGCGGCUGCUGAAAAGCAGAAUCAAGAAGCUGCGGGUGACUCGAAGGAUGAGGAUAAGCAGCAGGAUUCUUCCUCGACAUCGAAUGCCCCUCAGAGCGAGGCGAACACUACGAUAAAGGCUGAAGAGCCGGCCGUUGAGUGCAAGGCUGGAGAUCAAGUUUCACCGUCAUCAAGUCAGCCUGCGAGUGCACCGACCAACCAAUAUUCUUUCAAGUCGACCAGUGACAACUUCUCUCAAGUCAAAGUUGAGAACUCCGUGUCACCAGUUUCUCAGUCUCAACUAGCCGGUGAGCUGACGCCGCGGCCCAUGACCAACGGCUCAUAUAGUGAGAGCCAGAAUCAUUCUGCGAUGCAGCAGCAAAUGACAUUACAGCAAUCUCAAACGACCGCAUAUGACUACCAGCCAGCCGACCGAGGUUCUGUGGAUGGGUUUCCCCCUCCAGUCCUCGAAAACGUCACUUCUCAGCACAGCGACACCGCUAUCAGCGAGGCAGCAGCAUUCAGCCCGUUCCCUGAACCAGACUACUUCUCGACUCCGACUGUAUCGCAGUUCCAAAGUGACAUGAUCUCUGCAGUUGCCCCGAGCAACCCUGACAACCAAUUCCUCAGGCACCAGCCUUCAACUGAGAGCUUAGCGCAGUCAGAAGGGGUAUCGCCGAGCGCGAUCCCCGAUUCGCCUUCCACUGUGUCCUCAUUACGCUUUAAGUCCCCCCCGCCGCCUGCUGAUAUUGCCGGUCGGCGUAAGAUUCGUCGCCCGGCCCCUCUCGGGUUGUCAGCCCUUCGGGUCGGUUCGGGCCCGAAGACGGGAGCUCCUGACGCCCAAAGGCGCGAUUUGGCCAGCCCGUUGAGGCGCAUCUCCUCUGCGACAGGUCCCCUUUGCGGCCGUGUGCAGAAAACAUCUUAUGUUGGUUCGGGCCCUCGCUCACCUUUCGCCAUGGAUCGGACAAAGGAGGUCCUCCUGCAGAGCAUUCAGAGCACACAAGCCGGCUUUAUGCCCUCCCUUAACGGCACCAUAUCCCCUCUCAGCCCAGAGGGUUUCCCAGGUCAAAGCCUGACCGACUCCGUUGUGGGCGCCACCACGGCCAGCCUUUCCUCCACUGAUGAUGAGAAGUCGACCUAUCCCUUCACAACCCUCGGUACAAGCACCGUUAUCCACAGCCUGCCUCCUCUCUAUAACGCUGGCGAUGUCGCCGUCCGUUCCCCGCCUAACACUCCCGGCCUACCGAUGAGCUUUACCCCUGCAAACCCAACAACCAACGACCCAUAUUUCUCCGCCAGCUCCUCCCUCGACCCCACAUGGAAGUACAUGCCCACUUCCCAAGACGAUCCCCUCCAAACCCCUGGUCUGGUCAGCCACACCAGCUCUGAGCUCGACUUCCCGCCCUUGCAGCAGCAGCAACUUCCGGGCUAUGUCGCCAGCCAGCCGCAGACACCCUCUUUCCCGCCCACGACAGGGGCCGUUGAUUCUGUGUUCCCAACUACCAGCCUUUAUACCGGCAACCCCUCGGGCGUUGACUACCAUCCUUUCCCGGAGUCGACGUAUCCGACAGACUCGUCAGCAAAGUCAUCGCCUGUCGCACCUGUUAGACCGAUGGGUUCUGUGACAUUGCAGCAGCCCACAAAGCAGUUCCAGUUCGCGCAGAAUGUCACUCCUCAAGACUUUGGCAAGUCAUGA
This is a messenger RNA of Thermochaetoides thermophila DSM 1495, 2148 nucleotides long. Its product is annotated as putative homeobox protein. Gene Ontology annotation, biological process: regulation of transcription by RNA polymerase II. The record is from RefSeq and is a predicted model, not a curated record. Gene Ontology annotation, cellular component: RSC-type complex; nucleus. Lineage: Eukaryota; Fungi; Ascomycota; Sordariomycetes; Sordariales; Chaetomiaceae. The transcript is spliced from 2 exons. Bases 1 to 2148 code for a protein of 715 amino acids. Gene Ontology annotation, molecular function: DNA-binding transcription factor activity, RNA polymerase II-specific; DNA binding.